Molecule: messenger RNA, 603 nt
Organism: Pteropus alecto (black flying fox)
Lineage: Eukaryota; Metazoa; Chordata; Mammalia; Chiroptera; Pteropodidae
Gene: CUNH10orf55
Product: chromosome unknown C10orf55 homolog
Source: RefSeq, a predicted model, not a curated record
AGCACAAAGGUGGGGGAGGGGUAAGCAAGGGCCAUGGGAGGAGGCAAGGGGGGAGCAGGCACAGGGAAGGGCUGCCUCCUGAGGCUUUUACAAGAUGUCUGUGCAGCCAGAUAUUGUGCAAGGGGUGAAUACUCACUUGCACCAGACACUCGAUGAAAGUCAUGGCUUCCCUGGAAAAGACAGAGGAGAGGGAAAAUUCAUCAAAGGUCCCAUGCUCCUGGGACUCCAGGGUGAGGAUAAACUGGCCCCAAUCCCAAAACAUCCUUUACUCCAGCUCCCUUUCUCUUCAUCAUGUUCAUAUCUAACUAGCCCGCAAACGGAAGAUCAUAGGUUUCCAGCAAGGAGAAAUAGCUUGACUCAAGCAAGCUUUCCAUACCAGGUGCCAGCAGGCUGGGCCAGUCCCAGGGGCUUCUUCCUCCCCUGCCAAGUGUGAACUCCCUUGGUUCUCAAUGCCCCACUGCCACACCUGCCCUAUUUCCCUGGAGAGUCUAGCCCUGCUAUUGAUGGAAUCCAAGACUCCAGCUCUCUAUGCAGUCCCUUUCUUCCCCUGGCGCUGUUCAGGGGUCUUGCAAGCCCCUUCCCGCCACCAUAAAUCAAAACGGA